Strigops habroptila (Kakapo) is the source of this 6736-nucleotide messenger RNA. It is a transcript of the gene MYO3B, whose product is annotated as myosin IIIB. Bases 2186 to 6235 code for a protein of 1349 amino acids. The record is from RefSeq and is a predicted model, not a curated record. Gene Ontology annotation, cellular component: myosin complex. Gene Ontology annotation, molecular function: protein kinase activity; ATP binding; protein binding. Lineage: Eukaryota; Metazoa; Chordata; Aves; Psittaciformes; Psittacidae. Gene Ontology annotation, biological process: protein phosphorylation. The transcript has 38 exons.
CAUAGCCAGAAAUUAAAACUUCCUCAAGAUUUUCCCAAAGUAACAGGCAUUUCUGCAGUACCCUUAAAGUCUUCAGCAACUGUUUUUCCCUUCCAGUGAAACCUGUUUGGUAUUAUUACACUAAGUUCUGAUUCACCAGUGUUUAUGAUGUGUAUAGGUUAAUGCAAUCAUGCAUUGUUUGUCAUCACAAGUCCAUUUCCAGACAAAGAAAAAUGCACACAGGGAUGAACAGCUAUUUGAAAAGCAUGAAGCCCUCUUGACUUUUAAAGGAAUUUACUGUAGUGAAUAAUGCUUGUGUAUAUCCAUUUAAAUAAGAAGAUUUUAAGAUUAUAAAUCAAGCUAAGGCAGUGUAUCUCAACUUUUUAAUUACAGAAAGAGGAGGUUCCACUAUAAUUAUAUGUUGUAUGAUUAAAAUACUUCCAUUUAUAAUUUGUUGGUUACAUGUUUCGCUGCAAGACAGUACUGUAUGUCUAUUUAAACAUGAACAGAUGCAAAAAAAAAAACCCCAGCCCCAAAUCUACUUAAUGUUCAGCUACUGAACACUUCCACAGAAUAUACUUUGGAAAUGCUCAUCAGUUAAAUUCUGUAGACUAUUUACUGCCCGAGAAAUACUCCAUUACCAUUCAAUUCUUGAGAUCAUUUUAUAACAUUUCAUUUAAUAAUAACUUUUCACCUUUUGGCAUCUAACCAUGGCCAUAAACAUGACAAAUUUAUCUAUCUAAUUUUCAAAUACAGUCUAAAGAAAGGCUAGGAAUGGCUUGCGUUAGUGGAACAAUGGUAUAAUGGGUCAAUCAUCACUGCAUGUGUAAUGAGAAAAUAUUGCAACAAUUAAGAGUUGUUCUUUUCUCUCUGAGAUUUGCAAGCAACAACAAAAAAUAAUGGCUGUGCUGAAAUAAGGCUUGGCUUGGUUUAGUUUCAAGGAUAAGCAAUGUUCAUAUAAAUCAUAGUUUUCAUAGUUUAGGAUUGACAACUCAUCCUGUUACUGCAAACAGUAAUAUUAAGGAUGUGGAGGUGCUUGAGUGAGUCCAGAGGAAGGCCACAAAGGUGCUCAGAGGGCUGCAGCACCUCUCCUAUGAGGACAGGCUGAGAGAGUUGGGCUUGUUCAGCCUGGAGAAGGCUCCAGAGAGACCUGACAGCAGAGAUGGAGCUGCCCUCACAAUUCACUGUUCUGGACAAUAAACUGAAGAGACAGAAGUGAGGCAUUUAGUCUCAGCGAAAGCUAUUUAAUACUAACUCUGCAGAUAUACGCAUUAAUUUUAUCUAUGUCCUGCUCCUAGCGGUUUCUUCAGUGGCUCACUAAACGUUACUCUUCUCUCACAGUGUUUAACCGGCCUUCUCUGCGGGGCUCGGCGCUGCGCGUUGUAGGGAGCACACAGAACCGCGCCCGUCCUGAGGUAACGGCGCGCGCCGCCACAGCCGCGCCGCGCGCCCUGACCGGGCUCAGCAGCGACCCCGGCACACCGCGGGGCCGCUCCCGCCGCCGCAGCGCACGGCACGGCCCGGGCGGGGCAGGGCGGCGCUGCCCCGGCUCCUGAGCUGUGCCUCGGAGCUCUUUGUUCCUACCCUGGCGGGCUGAGGCUCCGCUCCCGCUAGGUCUCCGUGCCGGCAGGGCCGCCCCGCCGCCGUGUGGAGUGGGGGCUGCGCUUCAGUGAACAGGGGCUACGAAAUGGCCGUCGCCAUUUGCCAUGCAGUCAGCUAGCGCUCAGAGACGGGCAGGGGCUGUCGCCUCUCUGAGGGAGUCGGUGCCGGCAGGGCUCGUCACUACCGCCGGGGACACGCCUCUCCCCCGAGACGAGAGAAGUCUGCUCUGCGCUCCGGGGAGGGGAAGCGACCUCCGGCCCCGUGACAGGCCGCGGCGGGCGCUGCGCUGAGGAGGGGCUCCUGGGCUGCCUGGGGCCCACUUCUGCAGUGCCACACAAGGGCUGCUGCUGAGGCUGUGCGGGUGACCUGCCUCUGCAGGUGUCCUGCUUCUCGUGUUUUUAACAAACCUAUAGUUCUUGCAAACUUCCCUUCCCUAGAGGUGAAAUACAAGAGAGGAGAAAGAUGAGAGGAGAGCCUAUGGAUCAGCAGCAGAAAAGGAGGAGGAGAAGAAAAACCUUGUACAAACCCUGAGCGUAACUGGUCAGGUUUAUUGCUCAGAGAGACAGUACCUUUUGCUGAGUCCAGCAUAUGGCCAACAGGAGCUAUGUCAGCAGUUGAGAACAAAGCAAGUCCUGAAGCAAACUGGAAUAGGAAGCCAUUAUAUGGAUUGUUUCAAUAUAAUUCCAGUAUGAUUGGAUUAGAAUCAUUAGCCGAUCCCUCAGAUACCUGGGAAAUUAUAGAGACUAUUGGGAAAGGCACCUACGGUAAAGUCUAUAAGGUUGCCAAUAAGAAAGACGGGAGUCUGGCAGCAGUAAAGAUUCUGGAUCCUAUCAGUGAUGUAGAUGAAGAAAUAGAAGCAGAAUAUAAUAUUUUACAGGUUCUUCCAAAUCAUCCUAAUGUUGUUAGAUUUUACGGGAUGUUUUACAAAGCAGAUCAUUAUGUGGGAGGACAGCUCUGGCUAGUACUUGAGCUGUGCAAUGGAGGUUCUGUCACAGAGCUUGUCAAAGGCCUGCUGAAGUGUGGCCAACAGUUGGAUGAAGCUAUAAUCUCAUACAUCUUAUAUGGUGCUCUCUUGGGCCUUCAGCAUUUACACAAUAACCGGAUCAUUCAUCGUGAUGUGAAAGGGAACAACAUUCUCCUGACAACAGAAGGUGGAGUCAAGCUCGUUGACUUUGGUGUUUCAGCCCAGCUCACCAGCACACGGCUGCGUAGAAACACCUCAGUGGGAACGCCCUUUUGGAUGGCACCUGAGGUCAUUGCUUGUGAACAACAGUAUGACUACUCAUAUGAUGCUCGAUGUGACGUGUGGUCCUUGGGAAUAACAGCUAUUGAACUGGGGGAUGGAGACCCUCCCUUAUUUGACAUGCAUCCGGUGAAAACCCUUUUUAAAAUUCCAAGAAAUCCUCCUCCUACUUUGCUACAUCCUGAAAAAUGGUGCAGAGGAUUCAACCAUUUCAUUUCACAGUGUCUUAUCAAGGAUUUUGAAAAGCGUCCUUCAGUCACCCAUCUUUUGGAGCAUCCAUUUAUUAAACAAGUACAUGGUAAAGAUAUGUCUCUGCAAAAACAGCUGGCUGAGCUCAUUCAAGAACAACAGCAGCUAGGCUCUGUAGCCAAAACAAGGCAUGAACGAAUACAUACUAGAAGACCUUACCAUGUGGAUGGAGCUGACAAAUACUCUCUAGAUGAUGAUCUGGUAAAUCUAGAAGUUCUAGAUGAGGAUACAAUUAUCCAUCAGCUGCAGAAACGCUAUGCUGACUUACAAAUUUAUACUUAUGUUGGAGACAUUUUAAUAGCCUUAAACCCCUUCCAGAAUCUCAGCAUUUAUUCUCCCCAGUUCUCCGAGCUUUACCAUGGUGUGAAGCGUUCAUCAAAUCCCCCCCACAUAUUUGCCUCUGCGGAUGCUGCCUACCAAAGUAUGGUUACAUUCAGCAAAGAUCAGUGCAUUGUCAUCAGUGGGGAAAGUGGUGCUGGAAAGACAGAAAGUGCCCAUCUGAUCGUCCAACAUUUGACCUUCUUGGGAAAGGCCAAUAACCGUGCUUUGCGUGAGAAAAUUCUUCAGGUAAAUCCUCUGGUUGAAGCAUUUGGAAAUGCCUGCACUGCCAUCAAUGACAACUCAAGUCGCUUUGGAAAAUAUCUGGAAAUGAUGUUUACACCCACAGGAGCUGUAAUGGGGGCAAAGAUUUCUGAAUAUCUACUUGAAAAAUCAAGGGUCAUAAAACAGGCUGUGGGAGAGAAAAAUUUCCAUAUCUUUUAUUACAUUUAUGCUGGCCUUUAUCAUCAGAAGAAGCUUUCUGAAUAUAGACUUCCUGAUAAAAAGCCUCCUAGAUAUAUUGAUAAUGAAACUGGAAAAGUAAUGCAUGAUAUUGUUACUAAAGAUUCCUAUGGAAGACAGUUUGAAGCAAUUCAGCAUUGCUUUAGAAUUAUAGGAUUCACUGAUGAGGAAGUGUACUCAGUGUACAGAAUUCUGACUGGGAUCUUAAAUACUGGAAAUAUUGAAUUUGCUGCCAUUUCUUCACAACACCAAACAGAUAAAAGCGAAGUUCCCAACCCAGAAGCCUUAGAUAAUGCUGCUGCACUACUAAGUAUUGGGUCAGAAGAACUUCAAGAGGCCCUAACCUCCCACUGUGUUGUAACACGAGGGGAGACUAUUAUCCAAACAAACACCGUGGACAAAGCAGCUGACGUGCGAGAUGCCAUGUCUAAAGCACUUUAUGGCCGGCUCUUCAGCUGGAUCGUAAAUCGUAUUAAUACGCUGCUUCAGCCAGAUAAAAAUAUAUGCAAUACUGAAAAUGGGAUGAAUAUUGGGAUACUAGACAUAUUUGGAUUUGAGAACUUCGCAAGAAAUUCCUUUGAACAGCUGUGCAUAAAUAUCGCUAAUGAACAGAUUCAGUUUUAUUUCAAUCAACAUAUCUUUGCACUUGAGCAGAUGGAAUAUCAGAGUGAGGGAAUUGAUGCUACUACAGUAGAGUAUGAGGACAACCGUCCACUUCUAGAUAUGUUUCUCCAGAAACCCAUGGGUCUCCUGUCUCUACUAGAUGAAGAAAGUCGAUUUCCUCAGGCAACAGACCUAACUUUAGUUGAUAAAUUUGAAGGCAAUUUACGAUGCAAAUACUUUUGGAGACCAAAAGGAGUAGAAUUGUCAUUUGGUAUUCAGCACUAUGCUGGAAAGGUGUUAUAUGAUGCCAGUGCAUUCCUUGAGAAGAACAGAGAUACUCUUCCUGCUGACAUAGUGGUGGUGUUGCGAACUUCAGAGAACAAACUUCUUCAGCAGCUGUUCUCUAGCCCAUUAACAAAAACAGGUAACUUGGCACAAGCAAGAGCCAGAGUGACAGCAGCAUCUAGGUCGUUGCCUCCACAGCUUAGUGCUGGGCGUAUCAAGUCUCCUAAAUAUCUCCUGAAGGUUGACACAAUGGAGGUUAUGCGACAUCCUGAAGAAACAACUAACAUGAAGCGGCAAACUAUGGCUUCCUAUUUUAGGUACUCCCUCAUGGAUCUUUUAUCCAAAAUGGUUGUUGGACAGCCUCACUUUAUUCGCUGCAUUAAACCUAAUGAUGGUCGAGAAGCACUGAUGUUUUCUCAUGAGAGAGUUCUACUGCAGCUACGAUACACUGGAAUUCUGGAAACUGUCAAAAUACGUCAAAAAGGGUAUUCUCAUCGCAUCCUCUUUGACGAGUUUGUGAAAAGGUAUUAUUACCUUGCAUUCAAGGCACACGAGACUCCCCUUGGUAACAGAGAAAACUGUCUUGCCAUUUUGGAGAAAUCUAAACUAGACAACUGGAUUCUUGGGAAAACCAAGGUUUUUCUAAAGUAUUACCAUAUAGAACAGUUGAAUUUGUUCCUGCGAGAAGUUAUAGGAAGAGUGGUGGUCAUGCAAGCCUAUAUCAAGGGAUGGCUUGGAGCAAGGAGGUACAAGAAAGUCAAAGAGAAAAGAGAAAACAGUGCUGUUAUCAUACCGUCAGCCUGGAGAGGAUAUGAAGCUCGCAGGAAGUACAAGGAAAUAAGGAACAGAAGAACUGAUGCUGCUAUACAUAUUCAAGCAGCUUUCAGGGGAUACAUUGCUCGUAAAAGCUACACAAGAUUGAAAAACAACCCUGGCUGUGUAGCAGAUCCUCAGCUUAUGAGCAGCUGUUCUACUUCUGAAUUUGGCUGUGAAGAGCACUGGCAGCAAACCAGUAACCAGUCUUCUCCUGUGGUGCCUGAUUUUCUUGACAAACAAACAAAAAAGAAUGAUUUGGAUGAGAUUUCUGCUUCUCCAUUUAUUCAAAAACACUCGUUCAAAAUGAAUGUUUCACAACCAAUUAGCCAAUCCCGAUCAGUUGCAGAGCAUCAGUUGUCAAGUCCCUUGAGAUCCCAUAAGAAAGGAGGUUCAGAAAACUGUCUUGAACAGAAGCUGAGAACACCUCGUCGACGAUGUCAGCAGCCCAAAAUGCUGAAUAGCCCUGAGGACAACAUGUACUAUAACCAGUUAAAUGGAACUCUAGAAUAUCAAGGGAGCAAGAGGAAGCCAAGAAAACUUGGCCAAAUCAAAGUGCUGGAUGGCGAGGAUGAGUAUUACAAAUCAUUGUCAGCUGUUGAAUCUGUCCCUGAAGAUGACAGCUUUCUUAGUUCCCCAUCUCCUCCUUCUUCAAGAGGUGUGUCUUUUGCUCAAAGCUGAACCUCACUUACUCUAUUGACUAAUACUGGUAAGAGAAUUUUCAUGUUUGUAAUCUCUUCCAAUUAACUUUGUACGUGUGUGUUUAUAUAAUAUGUAAUAAAAUACAAUUUCAGCUAGUAACCUUCUUUCACUAAUUUAGACCUCGUUUUGCAGCUGUAGUUUGUCCCAUUCAGCUGAAUUUCUGUAAGCAAUUCCAGUAAAGGGGAGCAGCACUACCUUACCUGUAUGUGUUGAUGUUGCUAACGGAUACGAUUCUUUAGCAGCAAGGUUAGUUUACACAGUUCCCACCCCUUCUUCCCUGCUCCCCUGGCUGCUGUUCCCACCCUGUGCCAUCCCUUCUGUUGUGCUGGCACAACUGCUGGUAGAGCUGUGUGAAAAAUGAGAUCAAGGAACUUAUUGAACUGGAUUAAAAGAACUCUGUACUAAAAAUUUUCAUUUGGGGUCAUAGUGAAAAUGUUUUGUAUUCCAUUAGACUGAUAUUAAACAUCCGUUAUAACUUUC